Molecule: messenger RNA, 3152 nt
Organism: Plutella xylostella (diamondback moth)
Lineage: Eukaryota; Metazoa; Arthropoda; Insecta; Lepidoptera; Plutellidae
Biological process (GO): regulation of gene expression
Cellular component (GO): nucleus
Source: RefSeq, a predicted model, not a curated record
UACUCUGUGGCUUCGUUUACGUUUGGCGAUUUUGGCGUUUCUUUUUCUUUGCUUUUCUCAAAAAACGUUAAUUUUACUACGAAUAGCGUCUUUUAAACAAGAAUUACAUGAAACUGCGAAUCUGACUACCAUGAAGAGGCCCCGCCGCGGCAAGAAGCCUAAGGCGGCACCCGAUUUUGUCACGAUAUCCGACGUCCAAGAUGCCGAGACUACUUGUUCAGUUUGCGAAGCGGAAUUCCUGGAUUCCGAGGACUUGCGGGUCCACGUCGCUCAAGUGCACCCCUACACCGCCGCGGAGGGGCUCACGUGCCACCUCUGCUCGUCCACAGCGCCUGAUCAAGAGGCGUAUCUACAACAUGUAUGUUUCGAGCAUUUUCCCUCCUUGAAGUGUUGCCGGUACUGUUUGCGCGGGUUUAUAGAUUCAGAGGAACUAAGAAAGCACGAAGAGUCACAUGUUUGUGCUGUAGACAACAUGUUGUCGUGUUCGCAGUGUCGAGUUAUGUUCAGCAAGCCAAAAGAUUUGGAAGAUCAUGAAGUAGCAAACCAUUCUGAUGUUAAAGAUGGCGUUAUGCUGCAGAAGCACUACAAGCUACUGUCCAGCAUUCUGAACAUUAGAUCGGACAUAUUCUUGAAGUCUUUGUGUAGCAACAGCACGUUUAUGUGUGCACAGUGCAGGUUCACAACUUCAGAUGUAAGUGUCUAUGUGAAACACCUACAGAAAAAAAAAUGCACAUCCCUAGUAUGCGACCAUUGUGCUGGUGUGUAUCGGAGAAAAGCCCACAUGCGGAAGCACUUCAAACACAGCCGAAAGUGCUCCCACGGAUAUAAACCUGAAAAUAGUAAACUUAAAUGCCGAGAAUGUAUGCAGUUCUUUGAUAAGCGCACAUAUAAGUUCCAUGUGAAGAAGUGUCGCGCUUUAAGGUGUGUACCAUGCAAUAUCACUUUCACAACGGUAAAUGAGUUGACUUCGCAUCAGACGGAGAAACAUCCCGUCGCCAUGGUGUUGAGGAAAUGUAGAUACUGUCACCUGGAGCUGGUCGGGGCUAAAGCUUUAAGGCAGCACAUGGAACGUUGCCACCGCAAAGACUAUCACUUGUACAAGUACAAGUGUCCACAUUGCGUGUACAUCUUCAAACACCCCAAACAAAUGUUAGGCCACUUUUUCUCAAGACAUAAAGAUAUCAAACCUUAUUCGUGCAAAAUUUGCAAUAUAGAAUGGCGAAUUCGGAAGACUUUUACGAUUCACAUCAAAAUGGCACACAACAGUGUAGGCUUUGUUGAGUUUGAUAAGAACUUUAAUGUGUUCUUUACGGAAAAGAAGUUGGAGAAUGCAUUUACACCACCUGACAACCCCAGUUUGUAUAACGAGGCUGAAGAACAAGAGAUUCGAAAUUUUACAAAUGAUUACGAAACUGAUGAAGAAAAAAAGAAUACAAAGUCAGGUAACAAAAAAAGGAAAGUCAAUACAUCCAAAGAAGAAAGUUCAACUAAUCUUGAAACAGACACAAUGGCACCAACUGACAAUGAAACUGAUGCUGAAAAUGUCAAGAGAAAAGUUUUAACUCGAAAAAAGAAAUCUUUAACAAAAGAAUUACUGACUGAUGUGGAUCCUGACAUGAGUUCAGAUGACGAACCAUUGAUAGAUAAAAAAAAUAGAGCUAAAAAAAGUAUUGGCCCAAAGAAAUGGCAUUCGAAAAAACACAAGGUGCCUCUAAGACUGACUUGUAGCAUAUGUAAAAAGUAUUGUUACACCGUUGAGAACUACCACCGACACGUCAGUACACACUUUAAGAAUGAGUCAAAACAGUGCAUUAAAUGUGCGAAAUUAUUUACCUCAGUUGAUGAGCUCGACAAUCAUUUAAAAACUGAUCACGCUACAACCCACAUCACUGAUACGUUAAAAAGGCUGAUGGAAAAGCGCAAAAUGGUCACAUCUUUCAACAAUAUUGAACCUCUUUCAGAUAGAAUUAGGAGAACAGUAAAAAAAGUAUACGUACCACAAUCAAAUACUACGGCCACUUUGAAAUUAACAUCAAACACGGCAAAAAACUUCCUUGAAAGUUUCAUUCCUGAAACUGACGUCAGAAAAAAUGUUUCCAUAAACGACACACUUUGCAUUAAACCUGUUAAAGGUAAACUUGAAAAGCAGACAAAUGUUAUCAAAUUGACCAAGUUCAAACCAGAACCUAAAAUUACUGGGCCAGUUAAACUCAGGAUGCCUGUUCAAUUCAAUAGGUUCUUCAAAAAGACUGAACCCGUGAGUGCCACUAUUAAAGUGUUCCAAGGAGACUACAAAGAACCAAAACUUAAUUUUGACAGAAAACCAGCAAUCCCUGAAGACGAAGACAUACCGAACGACGAUUAUUACGAUGAUUACAACCAAGAGGAGGAAAAAUACGAUGCAAACAGCACACAAAACUCGACAAUACCAGAAGUAGCUCAAGAAGUAUUUUUAGAAAACACAGAGGACAUACCCAAGCACAUCACGGUAACAGAUAAUGCGAACCAAGGCGUUGUAUCUCAUAGCAUAGUUCUUCCCGCAUCGUUACCCACCGACGGUCUGCUCAACAACAUCCAAGUGGGCCAUUUGCAUCCUAAAGCACCCUUCUUCAAAAUCGUUCCUUUCGAAGAGAUCUUGAAUCCUAAGAAAGAACCAAGCCCAGGACCAGAGGAAGCCAAGGAGGAUGAUGAUGCUGAGGUGUUACUGCCGUCUGGCACGAAAUUGGUGAAUAUAAACCCGCUAGCGCAUCUACUGGGCGACAAAACUGAGAUGUUGCUGAAGAGCUUUGAGGAGAAAAGGAAGUAUUAUAAAUACAAACCCAAACUCAAUCUGAAAACAGCUUUACACUCCGCGCUGACGAGAUUAGAAGCGCAGCAACCUAAGCCUCGGAAAAAGCAAGCGCCUAAAAAGAAGAAAGCUGUGAAAGAUGACGUAGCUACUGAUGCUGCAGCCGCAUCAGCUGGUGAUGAUGAUAAGCCGCUAUUGACCCCGACACCGGCGAAAAAGCGGAGAGUGUCGAAAAAAACUGUUAAACCUUCUUCGUAAACUUUUUGUAAGAGGCACUUUUUUAAGUUCGUUGAACUUAUUAUUAAAUAUGUAAUGUGUAUCUAGAUUGUAAAUAUGAUUAUCAAUAAAUGAAUGUAUGAUGUUA